Messenger RNA from Malus domestica (apple), 1648 nucleotides. RefSeq names its product peptide chain release factor APG3, chloroplastic. Gene Ontology annotation, biological process: plastid translation; chloroplast organization; thylakoid membrane organization. Lineage: Eukaryota; Viridiplantae; Streptophyta; Magnoliopsida; Rosales; Rosaceae. Gene Ontology annotation, cellular component: chloroplast. The record is from RefSeq and is a predicted model, not a curated record. Gene Ontology annotation, molecular function: translation release factor activity, codon specific.
GUUCCCAAACAGGAACCGUAAGCAGGACUUUAUCCGUUCCAAACGCCACAUGUCCGUUUAGGCGCGUUUUUCCUUCCGACCUGCAACUCCCAUGGCUGCAAUGAGUGGCCUCACUACGAGCUCCACUCCUUCUCGAAUACUCGCAUUGCCAGCACGACGCCGUUUCCACGACCACUCGUCGUCGAGCUCCGUGUUCGUCAGUAAACCUCCUACCAGAGCUCCCAGACUCGUUUGCAUGGCGGAGCCCUAUUUGAUUACAAAGCUGGACUCCGCCGAGAAGACGUGGAAAGAUUUAUCAGUCAAGCUGGCUGAUCCAGAUGUCGUGUCAAAUCCCAGUGAAUACCAGAAGCUUGCGCAGUCCGUGGCAGAGCUUGAUGAAGUUGUGACAAUCUAUAGGGAUUUCAAAGACUGCGAGAAGCAGUUAGAAGAGACUAAAGCUUUAGCAAAAGAAGCUGGCAGUGAUGAGGAUAUGGCAGAGAUGAUAUCUUUUGAACUUGAAUCUUUAUCCAAUCAAAUCAAAGAACUGGAAGCGAAGCUCAAGAUGCUACUCCUUCCUAGUGACCCUCUUGAUGCAAGAAAUAUAAUGCUUGAAGUAAGGGCUGGUACUGGUGGUGAUGAAGCUGGAAUCUGGGCAGGUGAUCUUGUUCGUAUGUAUGAGAAGUACUGUGAGAGGAAUAAUUGGAGGUUCAGCACAGUCUCAAGCUCAGAGGCUGAAAGAGGAGGAUACAAGGCCUAUGUGAUGGAAGUCAAAGGAAAACGUGUAUACAGCAAAUUAAAAUAUGAAUCUGGUGUUCAUCGGGUUCAACGUGUUCCUCAUACAGAAACACAGGGUCGCGUGCAUACUUCCACUGCGACUGUUGCGAUCAUGCCAGAGGCGGAUGAAGUUGAGGUGGUUAUCGACCCAAAAGAUAUUGAACUGACAACAGCAAGGUCUGGGGGAGCUGGAGGGCAAAAUGUCAACAAGGUGGAGACAGCUGUUGAUCUCGUCCAUAAACCAACGGGCAUCCGCAUCUUUUGUAGCGAAGAAAGGUCUCAACUUCAGAACAAGCAUCGUGCAUUUCAGUUGCUGCGAGCGAAAUUGUAUAAGAUAAAAUUGAGAGAGCAGCAGGAGUUGAUUAGGAAUCAGCGGAAAUCGCAGGUUGGUACUGGUUCUCGUGCAGAAAAGAUUCGGACAUACAACUUUAAGGACAAUAGAGUGACCGACCAUCGGUUAAAGACAAACUAUGAGCUCACCUCUUUUCUUGGUGGCGAUAUAGAUAACGCAAUUCAGGCUUGUGUUUCCUUAGAACAGCAAGAACUUCUGGAAGAACUCGCUGAAUCUGUAGGAGCGCCCGCUGGCUAAUUCCUAGCUUGUUUUGCGGCAAUCUUGUUCGAAGAUUGACAGAGUCGGAUCAGAGAGUUAGGAAGCCUUUGCUGGAAAAAAAUUGUUCAAAAACGGGGCAAUCUUUUCGUAUGUUGUAUGUAGAGACGCAAUCACAGGCACAUGAAUUUUUCGUUGAAUUUGUUGUUGACAGGUUAAAUAGCUUGAGUUAUGUAAUUUUUGUACUCCAUUUUAUAUAUGUAAAGAUGAGAGAAUCGUGUAGCGAAUAGGUGGGUACAUUGUCCUUUUGAACUCGGAUGCAAGUACGUCGGAAACUGCUUUAUCGAA